This is a messenger RNA of Paramuricea clavata, 439 nucleotides long. Lineage: Eukaryota; Metazoa; Cnidaria; Anthozoa; Malacalcyonacea; Plexauridae. The record is from the annotation of a GenBank genome assembly.
AUGGAGUGGAGACAACAUGCACUUGAGCCAAAGGCAAAGCCUGAACUUCACUGGGAUGAAUAUUGGUUAAACAUACGGGACACAACGACCCCAACAGGCGAAGCAAAAUAUCCACUGUUGAUGGCAUUUGUUAGUAUUCUGGCUUCACUACCAUUUUCAAAUGUAUCUGUUGAAAGAAUUUUUAGCCAACUUAAGCUGGUUAAAACGGAUCAGAGAGAUUCUUUGAAAUCAACGUCAUUGGUUUCCUUACUUCAGGCUAAGAUGAGAAUGAAGAAUGAGCACUUGACUGCUGCCAGCUUAAGAGUUCAUAAAGGAAUGUUGGAACUAGCAGCCAAGAUGAAGUCGUACGCCACUGACAAAGAAACAAAGGAAUUAAGAAAAGAAUUAUUACUAAUAAGUACUAAUAAUGAAUAUUUGUUCGAAGAUGGUAUGACUACAA